AUGCAGUCCGAUAACGACAGUAUCACUCCAAUAGACCAGGAUAUCAUAGCAGCCUUACCAAUGGGGGGUCCAGCUUGUUUACAAAAUCAACAACAACAACAACAACAACAACAACAGCAGCAUGAUUCCUCUGGCCAACCAAUGAAAAUAAGAAAAAAGCCGGGGCGUAAACCUAACCCUGCCUCACCAGCUCUUCGCAAAGCACAGAAUCGAGCAGCACAAAGAGCUUUUCGAGAGCGUAAAGAAAGACACAUGCGUGAAUUAGAAGUAGCUAUCAAACAGAUUAGAGAACAACGAGAUAAGCUUCUUGUGGAGAACGAACAGUUGAAGGCAGAUCAAGAAAUUUUACGCUCAGAAAAUUGGUACCUCAAAGGCAUCGUCUUAUCACUUCAACUUGUUUGCUAUCAGCACAACUUGGUCAUACCACAGCAUGGCCCUUACAUCAACGAGCAGGCGCUGUCUGUUUUAGCCAAGUCGAUUCCAGAAACCAUUGCUGCCUAUAUCAGCGUCAAUGCAAGCAACAAAUUGCCCAUUCCCUCAAAGCUUUUUGGUUAUCGCCACACCGUUAAACAACGUGAUCGCUACCUUUCUUCAGGUUCUAUCGUCAUUACCAAACAAGGUGUUCAUUCUCUGCCGGAUCAUUCCGCCUCUUCAUACCAACAGCAUGCAUUUUCAAGGCCAGCGCCUAUGGCUGCUCCUCAAGCAAAUGCGUCCUCAUCUCAUGCUUCCAUGUCUUCAUCCUCAUGGAAGGACAAGUUCCCUCCUACGGAUUUUGUACACCCAUUAGAAGCCCAACAGCAACAACAACAACAACAACAACAACAGCAGCAGCAGCAACAGCAACAGCAACAACAGCUCGAGGAAGAAACAGCAACUAUGCCACCGCUCUCUCCUGGAUCGGUUGCCUCGGAUAAAAUCAAUCAUCAAGUGCAGUUAAACAGAGACAAAACGACGUCUUCCCUACAUUCAAAUAACAACACCAAUAACAGCAACCCUCUUCACCACAACACAAACACCACAACACGGCCCGUCAUGCUAACGGAGGAACCACUCACCUCUAAUUUGGCUGCUAUUCAGACAUUACGUUUACGACUUCGUUUACAAUCUGCUUGUGUGCGUAUGGAUUCCAUACCCUUUGCCAUUCAGCCCACCUUACUACAGCUGACAAUACCUCACGAUCCCCGUAUUGAUCUUAUUCCUACUCCACACAUGAGAGACAGAAUGAUACUUUUUAGAGACCAGUUCGACCUCGAUGACUGUUUUAGGCUGUUAUUAGGUAAUUCAGUCUUCCACGGUGGCGAUCCUGGUGUAGCAGGCAAUUGGCAAUUGCCUCCGGAAUUCUUUGAAAAAUACUGGUUCUUGACGAUUGACUAUGAUCUUCGCCGGACGACAAAUCAUUGGCGUCGCCUGCAAGGAUUAAGCGAGCUUGAUUUCAACAAGCAAAAAGGACAGGAAGAAGAAGCAGCUAAAAGCGCGAAUAGUCAAAGCGAGAGUAAACAAACGCCCUUGUUGGAGCAGAUUCACCAGCAACAUAAUAACCUUAGCCAUACAGAUUUGUCAGCUUUAUUAGGCGUUGAUUUCUGGAAGUUAUCUCAAGCAAGCCUAAAUAAUAACAGUAAUACCAGCAACGACAACAACAACAACAGUUCCAUCCACAGUAUGCGUCAUAAGAACACCGGUGAUGACGGAGCUGCAAAUAACGAUAUCUCAUACGCAUCAUCAUUAUCUUCAGAUGGCUCUUCUCAUUCACCACUACAUACACCUGACUCACCGUCCAUAUCCAUUCAUAAAACUACGAAUGCUACUGCUGCCGCUCCUGCUGCUACAACAACAACAACGAAUACCAACAAAACAACGAGCAGUAACGAAAAUACAUUGGAACCUGUUCGUCUAACCAAUGGAUAUAAUUACCCUUACCCACAUACUUCUCAACAACAUCAAAGAAAUACCGCAUACCCCUUUUAUCAUAGAUUGCAUCGUUCUCAUCCUUAUCAAACAGCCAUUCCCAGUACGAACUUUAGUAAAAAGCCAUCAGAAAUGAGGACACCCUCCACUUGGAAUACGACUCCCAGUCUAUUCAAUAAGGAAAAUACUGCCAUGGAUCCAUCCUCAUUGCCUACAACACUACUCCAUGAACAGGACAUGGAUAUAACAAUGAGUGAUCUGAUAGAUACAGAGCCAACCGCCUUAUAA
Messenger RNA from Mycotypha africana, 2193 nucleotides. RefSeq lists its product as uncharacterized. The record is from RefSeq and is a predicted model, not a curated record. Gene Ontology annotation, molecular function: DNA-binding transcription factor activity. The transcript is spliced from 2 exons. Gene Ontology annotation, biological process: regulation of DNA-templated transcription. The coding region runs from base 1 to 2193 and encodes 730 amino acids. Lineage: Eukaryota; Fungi; Mucoromycota; Mucoromycetes; Mucorales; Mycotyphaceae.